AUGUCCUUCAGGCACGGCGACUACACGGUCGCAUGGAUUUGCGCCCUGCCGUUGGAACUAGCAGCAGCAAAGGCUAUGCUGGACGACGUUCACCCUCCGCUUUCCCAGCCAGAAUCCGACCACAAUGUCUACACACUUGGGAGAGUUGGCAGCCACAAUAUAGUAGUGGCCUGUCUGCCUGGUGGUGUCUAUGGGACGAUAUCCGCUGCAGGUGUAGUGUCACAUAUGGUCUCUACCUUUCCGACUCUCCGGUCCGGUUUCGGAUUGAUGGUGGGUAUUGGGGGCGGGGUCCCGAGCCCAAGGCACGAUAUUCGCCUUGGCGAUGUUGUGGUCAGCCGGCCAACUACCACUUCAAGUGGCGUUAUCCAAUUUGACUACGGCAAAACACUGCGUGGCGGACGAUUCCAGCAACACCGGGCCGUGUCUCAAUUAGAGAGUGGUUGUAUGACCGGGGAAAGGCCGACCAGCGAAAUUUUGAAUGCUACACUGCACAAAAGUGAAAAGACAAGGAAAGAGUUUUUGCGACCGAAGGUCGACUGGCUAUUCUUACCAACCUACGACCAUGGACAUAACAAAAAUGAUUGUUCGGCAUGUGAUCAAACACAGUUAGUGGAACGCCCUGAGCGGGGGACCGAUAACCCUUAUAUUUAUUAUGGCUUGAUCGCUUCCGGAGAUCAAGUCAUGAAAGAUGCCAAAACUCGUGAUUCCAUUGCUCAGGAUCUAGACAUACUCUGUUUGGAAAUGGAGGCUGCUGGACUCAUGGACGAACUUCCAUCACUAGUCAUUCGCGGCAUUUGUGACUACUGUGAUUCGCAUAAAAACAAAAAGUGGCAAGGAUAUGCUGCGCUUGCGGCUGCUGCGUACGCGAAGGCUCUUCUGUCGGUAAUUCCCACUUUGUGGAUGGUCACUUUACGGAGGAACCCACGCAAGGUUGCUAUCUGCGGACUAGGCGGUGUUGGAAAGACGCAGAUCGCACUUGAACUGGCUUACCGCAUGCGAAAUCGAGACCCUACUUGCUCGAUUUGCUGGAUUACAUGUACCAGCUAUGAAAGCGUGGAACAAUCCUAUAUGAACAUUGCCACGAAGCUGGAAAUGACUAAUAUGAAGGCGGCAGAGGUGAAAGAAAAGGUCAAAGCUCAUCUUAGCCAAGAGAGUGCCGGGAAGUGGCUGCUUUGCUUUGAUAAUGCAGAUGACAUGGGAAUGUGGAGCACAAACGAUGCUAUUGAAACAGUAUUAACAGACUUUCUUCCUGAAAAUGAGCAGGGCCAUAUUCUUUUCACCACGCGCAGCCGUAAGGUAGCUGUGAAACUAGCAUCUUCCCAUGUGAUCACAGUCACUGAGCCGAACACGGAAACUUCUGUUGAAAUUUUAGAGAACUCACUGAUUGAGAAGACAUUGCUUAAUGAUCGUAUUACAGCUCUGAGUCUCCUUGAGCAGCUGGCUUUUCUCCCUCUGGCGAUCACCCAGGCGGCUGCGUAUAUUAAUGAAAACAGCAUUGGCCUCUCUGAUUAUCUCCAGCUUUUACAGGAUCAGGAGCCGCAUGUGGUUGAACUGCUGAGCGAAGAAUUUGAGGAUGAAAUGCGCUACAAAGACAUCCAGAACCCUGUUGCUCUGACUUGGUUUAUCUCCUUCCAGCAAAUCCAACAAUUAAAUAAGCUGGCAGCGGACUAUUUGUCCUUCUUUGCCUGCAUCAAUCCUCGUGAUAUUCCACAGUCCUUACUUCCCCAGCCGAUCUCAAUUAAGAAUAAAACCGAUGCUCUUGGUCUUCUCAAGGCCUUCUCCUUUAUCAUCCAUCUUGCGACUCGGAACUGGCUGAGAAAGAACCAACAGCUCAGACGGCAAAUAUUUAAGACUGCUGACCGGCUGAGCGAAGUCUUCCCAGAUAAUCAUCAUGCGAAUCGGCAGGUGUGGCGGAAAUAUCUGCCGCAUGCUCUUUCACUAAUAGCAGAAGCUGGAUUUCAGAAGGAGCAAGAGAAAUACAUUGUUUUGAUUCAAAAUGUUUGUAGUUGUCUCUACAGUGACGGACGGUGGAAGGAAGCAGAAGACUUGGAUAUGCAAGUGAUGGAAUCAUGCAAGCAAGUGCUAGGGCCCGAGCAUCCUGAUACUCUUACCAGCAUGGGCAAUCUGGCAUCCACCUACUGGAAUCAAGGACGAUGGAAGGAAGCAGAAGACCUGAAUAUUCAAGUAAUGAAAUUACACAAGCAAGUGCUAGGGCCCGAGCAUCCUAAUACUCUUACCAGCAUGAGCAACCUUGCCUUUACAUGGAAAGGCCAGGGAAAGGUUAAGAAUUCCUUUGCUCUGAUAAAACAGUGUGCAGAGCUCCGCCGCAACCUGCUGGGUCCAGACCACCCGGACACUAUAUUCUCUUCUGGUACCCUCAGUGACUGGGAGACUGCGGUAGAUUCCCUGAUAUGGUAUAGUUAA
Messenger RNA from Aspergillus vadensis CBS 113365, 2424 nucleotides. Its product is annotated as purine and uridine phosphorylase. Gene Ontology annotation, biological process: nucleoside metabolic process. Lineage: Eukaryota; Fungi; Ascomycota; Eurotiomycetes; Eurotiales; Aspergillaceae. The coding region runs from base 1 to 2424 and encodes 807 amino acids. The transcript is spliced from 5 exons. The record is from RefSeq and is a predicted model, not a curated record. Gene Ontology annotation, molecular function: catalytic activity; ADP binding; protein binding.